AUGGGGAACGAUAAUCAAUAUGAAGAUAUUGAAUGUCAUGACGAGACUCAUGAAAAUGAAGAGGCGAAUCUUAUCAAUAUCCAGUAUAAGAGACUUCUCAAAAAGAAGAACGGGUUAGAGGAGAGGUUAAAAAAGAUCGAAGAGAAGGCGGAGGAGAUAAAGAAGGGUAGUAGUAAGAAAGCGAGGAAAGAUAAAGCAAAGAAGGGGAUUAAGAUAGAUAUGCCUGCUCAAGCAGCUGCUAGACAGGCUGGAAAUCUGGCAGCAAAUUUCAUUCAGACUGGAAAGACAGCGGCGAGCAAGCAGAAGGAAGUCGAGAUUUAA
This is a messenger RNA of Cadophora gregata, 321 nucleotides long. RefSeq lists its product as uncharacterized. The transcript has a single exon. The record is from RefSeq and is a predicted model, not a curated record. Bases 1 to 321 code for a protein of 106 amino acids. Lineage: Eukaryota; Fungi; Ascomycota; Leotiomycetes; Helotiales; Ploettnerulaceae.